Molecule: messenger RNA, 2797 nt
Organism: Sycon ciliatum
Lineage: Eukaryota; Metazoa; Porifera; Calcarea; Leucosolenida; Sycettidae
Exons: 16
Coding region: 512-2797 (761 amino acids)
Biological process (GO): positive regulation of transcription by RNA polymerase II
Cellular component (GO): nucleus
Molecular function (GO): protein binding; transcription cis-regulatory region binding
Source: RefSeq, a predicted model, not a curated record
ACUGACAGUAGCGUUUGCGUCAAUUCAGACCAGGAAAGGAAGAAACUAGCCAACGACGAAUAAAAGCCAAUCGCGGAGGGACACUCAGGAUCCAGAAUUACUAACGAGUGAGGUCGGAGUCCGAGUAUUUGUUCUUUUGGAUAUGGAAGAGGCAGAAAUGCUUUUGAACAGUUAGUCUCCAUUGCGGUCGUAUGAGAGAUGAAUGCAGGGUCGGGGCUCAUUCAAUCUGGAAUAGUUUGAGAACAUAAUUCCUGAGUGGAUUCGUUGUUCGCGCUCGCAUCGUUUCCGACCAUGUAUCAGUUGCAGUGUGAUUCACCAGCGCUCGGAGCUGUCUAAGUCAAUCCCCUUACACAUAGCGGCUGUACGAACGCAGCAGAUUAGUGGUUGAGUCAGCAUAAAUGAGACGAGGACAAUUGUGGAACGGACCAUUGGCAUGCAGAGAAACGCAAGAGACCCAGUGAAGUUUUCUACACACACGAAAACCACCUCAGUGCUGUAAAGCGAAGGAAGGAUGGGGAAGGACAAAAAGACGAGUGGAUUGCGAGAAGACGACAAGACGAGUCAGAUGUUCCUUGUAGAAUGUUGUCGUAACAACUUGCUGAAAGCCCUAUGCGAAAUGAUGUCGACCCCUGACAAGAUGAUCCGGCAGAAGUUCCUCGAAGCGCAGUACUACCAACAUCCUUCAAUUCCACUACCGAUCUAUCUUCUCUGGGUUGCUCAUUCUUCGGACUCGAGGUCCGUAUCGGAUUUCCUCAAGGACACAUUUCAGCACUGUAUGACUGAGCAAGAGCGCAAUGACCCUGGGAGUGCUAUCCUUUUACUGGCUAGUUCGACUGGUGAUGUGGAAGUAGCUGAGUUGCUACUCGAUGCAGAAGUGAGCCCGGAUUGCCAUGACGAGUUUGGCCGUUCAGCUCUCCACGUCGCAAGUCAGGAGGGCCAUUGCAGGUGUGUAUCGGUUUUGCUGGAGAAGGGCGCAGACAUCGACUUCUGUGAUAAGACUGGCCACACAGCAUUGCACUAUGCUUGCAAUGCUAAGAGGGAUGACAUCGUCAAGGUACUCUGUGAGGCCGGUGCCGAUCCCAAUCUCGCUGAUGUGAAUGGCUACACACCGUUGCAUCUUUCAAGCAUGAGGGGCAAUGCUGAAUGCAUCAAGGAUCUUCAUGCUGCUAAAGCCGACCUAGGCAAGACUAACGAGCGAGGCCGCACACCGCUACACUACACAUGCAUGAGAGGUUACGCCGACUGUACGAAGGUGCUGUGUAAGGCAAAGGCGAAUCUGGACUGCACUGACAAGUAUGAUAUGACACCGGUGGAUUACGUAGUGACACGGAAGAGAGGUGAUGCGAUGAUGACGCUGCAAAUCGUCUUGUCCUUCAUGGUCACAAUGCUGGAAGCAUUCACGUGCCUGUCUCUACUGGUCAAAGCCAGGGAAAUGAUGGAAGAAGAAGAGGAAAGUGCUGCAUUGCAGAAUACCAUUAUCAAAUGCAUUUCAAAGGUUCCUUACAAUGUGAAGGACGACAGCUUAUUCGUGCCGCUUUAUGCAUUAACAGAAGAGCAUUUCUGCCAGCUGUUGAGGGCUUCUCUAAGGAGAUACCAACUUCACCCGUUGUUACUGGAGGCCUUUAUGAGACGGCGCAUGAAGAGUCGUGUUCAUCACUCGCCAUUGGUAGUACGCCUGCUAGGUCCACCGGGCGGAGGGAAGACCUCGCUCGUCAUGUCACUACUGAGAAUUCGUACGAUCUGGAUGCGGAUUGUCAACUACUUCUCCGGAGACCAGGGGGACAGCAUAAUGACUGCCCGGACGAAGGGCAUCCAGCGCUCAAACUCACCGGAUGAGAGCAUCGUCUACCUGGAUUUAGGCGGUCAGUACCGCUACAUGGCAAGUCAUCAAUGGCUGACGGGCUACUCCGAUGUUCCGGUGCUGAACAUUCUCACCGUGUCCAGUGUGGCAUCCAAGGAGGAAGUGCGGCGGCAGCUACGCCAAUGGUGUGACUUCAUUGCCUGCCGUGUCAAGGCAGGCGUGGCCAACAAGAGUAAACUGCUCAUCGUUGCAACGAGGCGCGACAGCUCGACGAAAGCACAGCGGGAUGUCAUCUCGGCUGAAGUGAAGCUGCUCAAGAAAGUCCUCAAAGACCACUUUGAGUUUCAAGGUCCGUCUGUGCUCUUCGUGAACGCUAUCGAUCAGGAAUGCUUCGGCGUGGCAAAUCUAAGAGAAGCCAUCAGCAAAGUAAAGGAUGAAGUCACACAGGGCAUGCAGGGUGAUGUGCCAUUUGCCGAGUACUACCUUGAUAAUGUGCGAUCACAGGCAAACCAGGCUCUGACUGUCAGCAAGUCUGAGUUCACCAAGUGCCUAGUGAAGGCCAUCCUCAGCCCAGACUUUGUUCUGGACAGUAGAUCAGUGCAACUUGCCAUAUCCUCAAUGCAGCGCAUCAUUGAUAUCGAGAAGAGUCUUUACGAUCUUCAUAAAACAGCCAAGCUAUUCUAUUUCCCGCGGACACAGUCUGGCGUGGCAAAGCCUCGUGACAUCGAUGAUGGACUUGUGGUGCUUGAACCCGUCUGGUUAAUGUCAGAUAUCACGAAAAAGCUUUACUCUCCGCCCGAUUAUCUACCUCUUUUCAUCACGUGCAACGAGGUGGGAUUCGCGAAGCGUGACGAAGUGGAGCAAGUACUUGGCCAUGAUUCCCUGAUAUCCGGCCGCGAAGCCCUCAACAUUGCCCACAAGCUCGGAAUGUGCCACAUAACCGACGACGGGGUGCAGGUGAUGAUUAUGCCGGCGCAAGCUGAAAACCGUGCCUAG